AUGGCGAUGAAUUUCGUCACCUUCAAUCAGGACUAUAGCUAUUUAGCUGUCGGUACCUCGAAAGGUUUUCGUAUAUUUACCACUGAUCCUUUCGCGAAGAGCUAUGAAACGAAAGAAGGAAACAUCGCGAUUCUAGAAAUGCUUUUCUCAACCUCCCUUGUCGCCCUUAUCCUCUCCCCUCGUCGGUUACAGAUUACAAACACCAAGAGACAAUCGACGAUAUGCGAAUUGACCUUUCCUACUACAGUUCUCGCCGUCCGUUUGAAUCGGAAACGAUUAGUCAUUGUUCUGGAGGACCAGAUCUACCUUUAUGAUAUCCAAACAAUGAAACUUCUUUACACUAUUGAGACUUCGCCAAAUCCGAACGCCAUUUGUGCACUCUCCCCUUCCUCGGAAAACUGCUACCUUGCCUAUCCUCUUCCGCAGAAGGCUCCUCCAUCAUCAUUCACGCCGCCUUCACACGCUCCACCCAGCAGCGCGCACAUCUCACCGACUAGCGGCGAAGUUCUUAUUUUCGACACGCUAAAGCUCGAAGCGAUUAACGUCGUUGAGGCCCAUAAGUCUCCCUUGUCGUGCCUCGCAAUAAAUACGGAAGGUACCCUGUUGGCUACAGCCUCCGACAAAGGAACUAUUAUCCGGGUGUUUUCUGUCCCUGACGCGCAAAAGUUAUACCAAUUCCGAAGGGGCUCUAUGCCAUCUCGAAUAUUUAGCAUGUCUUUCAAUAUCACAUCCACUCUUCUUUGUGUUUCUUCAGCAACCGAAACAAUCCAUAUUUUCAAACUAGGCCACCAAGACCCUUCAGAAGAUCUUCCCACUUCCCCGAUUGGCACUGAUUCCCGAAAAAUUACUAAUACUACUCGGGAAAGAGCAUUCAGUCAGGAUUCUAGCACUUUAUCAGGUGGGGACAAUUCACCUACGGACGGUGACCCCAGUGACAUUAGCUCUCGAAAGCAUAAUGGUACACUUAUGGGCAUGAUUCGCCGGACCUCACAAAACGUAGGCAAUUCGUUCGCAGCGACUGUUGGUGGUUAUUUGCCAAAGGGGGUCACAGAGAUAUGGGAGCCGGCAAGGGAUUUUGCUUGGAUCAGGCUUCCCAAAACAGCGGGGUAUGGUGGCCCCGGUUCUAACACUGGACCCGUGCGAAGCGUAGUUGCUAUGAGCAGUAACACUCCCCAGGUCAUGGUGGUCACUAGUGAUGGUAAUUUUUAUGUGUAUAACGUUGAUUUAUCGAAAGGCGGAGAGGGUACGCUCACAAAACAAUACUCGGUGCUCGACUCCAGCGACAAACUUGGCUCCGCCGGAAUGGAUUAUUUUUAACGUAUGUAGUUCUUUCUCUGCUUAUAUUAUAUGACAUCUUACGAAUUAUUUCCAUUAUGUCACCCUGUGAAGUCAGAAAUCUUGAUAUCCAUGCACGAUAAAGCUUUUGUUGCAUCACAAUCGAAUGGAUUGUCAAGCUGGAAUUCAGCCGGAGGUGUUUGCUCUCCACCAAGGCGUAGCUAACGAUAAAUAUGUAAUGUUGAAACGAACAAGCUCGGCGAUUCACAAAAGACAGGAGUUCAAGUAAACUCUUGCGAGUAUUGUUGAUUUGAUAGAGGAUGUCGUGCAGCGUCCCUCAUUUCUAAGGCCAUUCUGCUUUAACCUGUCCUAUAAUCUCUACUUAUUGUCUCUUCCCUACUCUUCUGCACAUUAUUCCAGCAAUAACUACCUUGUCUGUUACUCAUCCGCCAGGUGUAGAUGCCCCGGCCAAGCGGGCCUAUUUUUCGAACUGCCCAAUUAUAGAGUAAAAAGAUAGCAUUUUACAAUCCAAAUAUCUUUAUCU
Histoplasma capsulatum G186AR is the source of this 1819-nucleotide messenger RNA. RefSeq names its product phosphoinositide binding protein ATG18. Gene Ontology annotation, cellular component: extrinsic component of membrane; fungal-type vacuole membrane; cytosol. NCBI's taxonomy places the organism in Eukaryota, Fungi, Ascomycota, Eurotiomycetes, Onygenales, Ajellomycetaceae. Bases 1 to 1317 code for a protein of 438 amino acids. The transcript has 5 exons. Gene Ontology annotation, biological process: protein localization to phagophore assembly site; autophagy of mitochondrion; protein lipidation. The record is from RefSeq and is a predicted model, not a curated record. Gene Ontology annotation, molecular function: phosphatidylinositol-3,5-bisphosphate binding; protein binding; phosphatidylinositol-3-phosphate binding.